Messenger RNA from Acaulospora colombiana, 405 nucleotides. NCBI's taxonomy places the organism in Eukaryota, Fungi, Glomeromycota, Glomeromycetes, Diversisporales, Acaulosporaceae. The record is from the annotation of a GenBank genome assembly.
AUGACUAUUCCAGAGUUAAGACAAGCAAAAAUAUAUUUAUCCUCUACUUACCUUGUACGAAAUAUGGUUGAAGGCAAAUAUGAGAUAGAUGCUAUUCAACUCACAAACAAGGCUGGCGUCAUCGUCGAACGGGUCAUGAUAAAGGCCCAAAUCAAUGGCAGUGCCCAACCCGGACCACUGAUCUCAUUCUCGACACAUCUCGUUCAAAAACUCGACCUCGCUAUCCCAAUUUGGGAUUUGAGGAUGAUCCCCAUCCUAGUCGUCACUUUUACACCUUGUCUACAAUCACACGACCUUACUUCGCUACUAGCUCAGAAUGUCACCUACCAUCGGUGGCCCCUUGCUGGCUCAGUUGAGGAAGUUGUCCGAGUUCUUGUGAUUGCUGGAAGAGAUCUGGGAUACGAU